UGAGGGGAACAGCCGGAGCGGGUCCGGGGUUCGUCGCCAUCAUGUUCCGGUGCCGCGUGGCUAUCCGGCUGGUGCGGGGGCUCGGGCCAAGGUCGCGAGGUCGUGCGGGGGCAGGCAACUUGUGUCAGCGAUGGAAAGUUCCCUUAGAAGUUCAGCUGAGCAGACAAAUGGCUACUAGUUCUGGUGUUCCGGGGGGCACAGGCGAAAAUGCCUUCUAUGCCUUCCUUGUGGGCUUGUCCACCUUAGGAGCAGGGGCCUAUGUGUACAAGAUACUGCGGGAUGAUCAAGAACGGUACAACAAGCGCAUGAAAGCAAUGGGCCAGCGCCCCCAGGAGGACGAGAAGCCCUUGUCAGAAGCAGAUGCUGCCUCCCAGAGCACAGCAGCUCCAGCAAAGAAGGCAACCGCUCUCUCUGAAGUUCCGUCCCACGCACCUUUCCUUCUCAUCGGCGGAGGCACCGCCGCUUUUGCCGCUGCCAGAUCCAUCCGGGCUCGGGAUCCUGGGGCCAGGGUGCUGAUUGUGUCCGAAGAUCCCGAGCUUCCCUACAUGCGGCCUCCGCUUUCCAAAGAACUCUGGUUUUCGGAGGACCCGGACGUCACGGAAACUCUGCGGUUCAAGCAGUGGAAUGGCAAAGAGCGGAGUAUAUAUUUCCAGCCACCUUCUUUCUACGUAUCUGCUCGCGACCUGCCUCAAAUAGAGAAUGGUGGAGUGGCCGUCCUCACGGGAAGGAAGGUGGUCCACAUGGAUGUCAGGGGCAAUGUUGUGAAGCUGGACAACGGCGCGCAGAUCUCCUACGACAAGUGCUUAAUCGCCACAGGUGGUUCUCCAAGGAACCUUCCUGUGAUUGAAAGAGGAGGCAAAGAGGUGCAAAAGAGACUCACUCUGUUCCGGAAGAUUGAAGAUUUCCGUUCACUGGAGAAAAUUUCCAGGGAAGUCAAGUCGAUCACCAUUAUCGGCGGCGGUUUCCUGGGUAGCGAGUUGGCUUGUGCUUUGGGGCGAAAAGCGCAGUUGAGGGGCCUAGAGGUCAUCCAGCUUUUCCCAGAGAAUGGCAACAUGGGCAAGGUUCUUCCUGAGUACCUGAGCAACUGGACCACCAACAAAGUCAUGCGAGAGGGGGUGAAUGUGAUGCCCAACGCAGUGGUGAAGUCGGUGUCUGUUGCUGAUGGCCGGCUGCUAAUCAAGCUGAAGGAUGGAAGGAAAGUGGAGACGGAUCACAUCGUGGCAGCCGUGGGCCUGGAGCCCAACAUGGAGCUGGCAAAGUCGGCUGGCCUGGAGGUGGACUCGGACUUCGGGGGCUUUCGGGUUAACGCCGAGCUGCAGGCCCGCUCCAAUAUCUGGGUGGCCGGGGACGCUGCUUGCUUCUACGACAUCAAACUAGGCAGGCGGCGGGUGGAGCACCACGAUCACGCUGUUGUGAGCGGCAGAUUGGCCGGAGAAAACAUGACGGGGGCCGCAAAGCCGUAUUGGCACCAGUCUAUGUUCUGGAGUGAUUUGGGUCCAGAUGUUGGCUAUGAAGCCAUCGGUCUUGUGGACAGCAGCUUGCCCACUGUAGGGGUCUUUGCUCAAGCGACUGCGAAGGACACCCCCAAAUCGGCAACAGAGCAGUCAGGAACUGGAAUCCGCUCCGAGAGCGAGACUGAAACGGAAGCGUUGGAGCUCAAGGUUUCGGCCGCUUCGCCCUCCAGCCCGCAGGCUCCACAGCAGGGAGAGGACUACGGGAAAGGAGUCGUUUUCUACCUCAGGGAUAAGGUGGUGGUGGGCAUCGUGCUGUGGAACAUCUUCAACCGGAUGCCGAUCGCUCGCAAGAUCAUUAAGGACGGAGAAGAGCACACUGACCUCAACGAAGUUGCCAAGCUCUUCAACAUCCACGAGGAGUGAGCGGCCCCCAUCCCGAGGCCGGGGAUGAGUUUGGAGACCGGAGAGGAGGGGGUGCAGGCUGCCUGGACCCUCCCACCGGCGGGUCUCCCCUUCCCCACCCUGUGCGCGUGAAUGUCUGUGAAUGUUUGGAAUGGCUCCGAGCGCUCUUUGCACCGUGAAUUAAACCAGAUUGACGUCUAACUUACAA
Elgaria multicarinata webbii is the source of this 2064-nucleotide messenger RNA. It is a transcript of the gene AIFM1, whose product is annotated as apoptosis inducing factor mitochondria associated 1. Gene Ontology annotation, biological process: mitochondrial respiratory chain complex assembly; apoptotic process. Gene Ontology annotation, cellular component: mitochondrion; cytoplasm. Gene Ontology annotation, molecular function: protein dimerization activity; FAD binding; NAD(P)H oxidase H2O2-forming activity. Lineage: Eukaryota; Metazoa; Chordata; Lepidosauria; Squamata; Anguidae. Bases 42 to 1877 code for a protein of 611 amino acids. The transcript has 17 exons. The record is from RefSeq and is a predicted model, not a curated record.